GAUUGGACUGCUUCUUGACACGUUGGAAAAUAUGGGCCUGACCCUAUCCCUUGAAAAGUCCUGCAUCCUGCUGGAGAUUGCCGGCUCCCACUGCCGUAAGAUUCGAAAUAGGCUUUUGAAAUAUGAGGGUUCACAUGCCUUUAUUGACAUCCCCCGUGCCAAUGGACGCACCAGCCGCAUCCCGGUGAAAAGGACUGCUGACUACCUGGGGACCUGUCUCAGUUAUGGCAACUAUGAACAGCAGACAUUUGACAAAAGGGUUCACUGUGCACGCCUCACCUUUCACAGAUUGCGUCGAUGGCUUUGCACUUCCCAAAUUGCUUUGCGUCACCGCCUGUUGCUUUGGAAAGCCUGUGUCCUGUCCACACUCAUGUAUGGCAUUGUUGUGCAGACCAAUGUAUCCCCUGCUGACGACAGCCUGCUUGAGGUCAGAUCUUGUGACAAGAACAUGAACCUUGAUGCCUUGCUGCGUGAAGAGGAGGAACAGCGCAUUUUGCGCAUGCACCAGAGCCUCACCGCCGCACUGCACACAAAGCCUUAUGGGGAUGCCCUGCUCCAGCUGGUGACCAAUCAUGACUGGAAUGGUCUAGCUGACUUGCGGCCAGCUUGUGAGGCGCUCUCAACGCAGUGCUGUGUAUGUGAUUUUCACUUCAGCCGACCGCAGGACCUCAAUAGCCACUUGCGUGUGCACCAUCAUAAAUGGAUUAGCCAUACGUUCACCAAGGCAUCUCAGAUAUGCAGAGGGUUUGCAAGCAACUUCCCUUGCCGUUACUGCACAAAGAACUUCCGACAUGCUCAUGCUUGCCCUGUACUUACACAUGCUGCCAUGUUGUACCUGUAUUUGCCUUCUGAAACAGGUCCACCGGAAGUGCCACCAGCCGCUGCCCUGCGUUGCGAGGUUUGUGGACUCAGAGCUGAACACAUUGAUGAUUUGCACAAACAUUUGGCUUCAGUACACAGGUUAGCUUUUAAUGAUUGGCAGCCUGAACGGGACCUCAUGGGCAAGGAUCCAGCUUGCUCUCACUGUUCCAAGUGUUUCACCAAUGUUUCAGCAGUCAGGCAGCAUGUGACGCUGGGGCAAUGCAGUGAGUUCGACCCUCAUCGCUCACCUUUUCUCCUGCCCAUAGCCGAGAUUUGGACCACAGCCUUGGCGACAGGGGACUUGCAACCAGUUUUGUCUGAUCCGAUGCUCAGGAUGCGCAUGACGCUGCACUGUGCCCAAUGUGGGGCUGCCUACAUGCGAUCUGGAGAUCUGAUUCUCCAUCUGCAGACGGCUCACUCAGCCAUGUGGGGCCAGGCGCAAGCCCUCACCAGAUAUCUGAUGAAGACAUUGAUGCCACAACACUCUUGUGUGUGCAAUCCCAGUGUUCAUAAGGUCACUUUGACCCAUGUUUGCCCUUUCUACCGUCAGAUGGCUAUGCUUGCGGGACGCUCUGCGGUACCCCUGUUCCUGCCGUGGCAAUCAGAUAGGGAGAGCCUUGCCCUGAGCUUGCACCACAGUCAAACGCAUGCAGUUAUGGAUCGCCUGGUUAAAUGCAUUCAUACAAGACAGCUACGACAGCUCUUGCAAGACAAUGCACUUCAGGCCUUUCUCCGGGAACAUUGUGUGAUAUGUGGUGGUAUUUUUCACCCUGCCCUGCUGCGCGACCACAUCCUGCAAGUCCACUCCUCAAAUUUGGACAGAGUCGUUGAUCUACUGCCUCUUUUAUUUGAUGAGUUUCAGAGGGCUUCUCAUACGGACUAUCAAUGCGCACAAUGUCAUCAGAUAUUCAACCUGCCAAUGCUUGGAGCUUCCAAUUUAGCUGAGCAACAAUCACGGCAGACACUGGUUCUAGCCCACUUUCAACAGUGCCCCGUCGUUCACCAAGUGAGCCUGCUGCUGACCCAUGGACUCUGCCGAGACUCCGUCCAUGCCAGGCAGGGAGACGCAGGAGCUUCUGGAAACAUUUGCGGCAAUGGCCCCACUGCUGUCGAAGUGGUCUUGCAGAUGGCCAAAUUGCUCAUCCGGAUGGACGCCGAUCAGAAUCUUCUGAGAAAACAAGACUCCUUCGUCUUUUACAUGCAAAUGGAGGAGGAAUCGGUGAUCCACAUACUGAGCAAGCAGGCCAAGCAGUGGCACCAAGAGAUGACCCAGCAGGAAGGCCAGAUGAAAACACAGGAGUGGAAGCCAUUGAGAGCGACGCUGAUGCAGACGAUGGCCGAGACCCUCCAGAUGCGCCUCCACAAACUGUACUCCUGCAAGCAGUCGGAUCCACUGUUUCAGACAGCAAUGCACCACAAUCUGGUGAACGACAAGGGAGAGUUCUUCUUCCAGAAAUGGGAUGCCUCCAGCCAGAAAUUGGUGCAAACCAGCCAAGCACCAGUGGGCAUGGACAGGAUGAAACGCUACGUGGAUCAGCUGGUGGAGACCCUUCAGGACCCGGCCAAUGUGGUGAAAUUCCACGCCUUGAAGGCGUCAGGGGAUCAGAGGGUCACUCCUUGGAUUCUCCAAGUGGCUCUUCGUUGCGACGAACUUCAGACUCUUUUGGAACAGCUGAUGGGAUGCAAGGUAUGGAACCUCUUGGGGGCCACCCUCAAGGCCCAUUCUCUUCCGCAGAGCAGCCAGGCGGAACACCUGAAGUCCCUGAUCGGCAAAGGGAAGAGCGCUGGGAAGGGCAAAGCUCAUCGCCGAUGA
Molecule: messenger RNA, 2674 nt
Organism: Cladocopium goreaui
Lineage: Eukaryota; Dinophyceae; Suessiales; Symbiodiniaceae
Source: the annotation of a GenBank genome assembly